Molecule: messenger RNA, 2013 nt
Organism: Vespa mandarinia (Asian giant hornet)
Lineage: Eukaryota; Metazoa; Arthropoda; Insecta; Hymenoptera; Vespidae
Gene: Rop
Product: Syntaxin-binding protein Rop
Biological process (GO): vesicle-mediated transport
Source: RefSeq, a predicted model, not a curated record
AAUUGUAUUCGAUAGUAUACCAAAGCACCAUCUGACGGAGAAAGAUAUUAACAGUACUAUCCAAAAUGGCGCUCAAGGGACAGGUUGGUCAAAAAAUUAUGAACGAGGUGAUCAAGCAGAAAAAGAAAGCAGCAGGAGGAGUAGAAUGGAGGAUCCUUGUCGUGGAUCAGUUGGCGAUGAGAAUGGUCUCGGCAUGUUGUAAGAUGCAUGAUAUCAGUGCCCAAGGGAUUACCCUGGUCGAAGAUAUCAACAAGAAACGUGAACCUUUGCCAACGAUGGAGGCUAUUUAUUUGAUAACACCGUGCAAUUCAUCCGUGCAGAAAUUGAUUGAAGAUUUCAACAACCCGACUAGAACGACCUACAAAGUCGCUCACGUUUAUUUUACCGAAGCAUGCCCCGACGAGUUGUUCAAAGAAUUGUGUCAUUCUCUGGUAGCUAAGCACAUAAAGACACUUAAAGAGAUCAACAUCGCUUUCAUACCGUACGAGGAGCAGGUAUUCUCUUUGGACUCACGUGAAACCUUUGCCUGUUUCUACAAUCCAUCCUUCUUAAAUUUGAGAACUGCCAAUAUGGAAAGAAUUGCAGAACAAAUUGCCACUCUUUGUGCAACGCUUGGUGAAUAUCCGUCCGUUAGAUAUCGAAGUGACUUUGAUCGGAACGUUGAAUUGGCACAAAUGGUUCAACAAAAAUUAGACGCUUAUAAAGCGGAUGAACCCACUAUGGGAGAAGGACCAGAAAAGGCUCGCUCACAAUUACUUAUCCUAGAUAGAGGUUUUGACUGUGUUUCUCCCUUGUUACAUGAAUUAACACUACAGGCUAUGGCAUACGAUUUGUUGGAUAUUGACAAUGAUGUUUACAGAUUUGAAGCAUCUGCUGGCGUAGAAAAAGAAGUUCUUUUAGAUGAGAAUGAUGAUUUAUGGGUUGAAUUAAGGCAUCAACACAUUGCUGUAGUCUCUCAAAACGUUACCAAAAAUUUGAAGAAAUUCACCGAAUCUAAGAGAAUGCCACAGGGUGAUAAACAAAGUAUGCGAGAUCUUUCACAAAUGAUUAAAAAGAUGCCACAGUAUCAAAAAGAAUUAAGUAAAUAUGCUACGCAUCUUCAAUUAGCAGAAGAUUGUAUGAAGCGUUACCAAGGAAAUGUGGAUAAACUUUGUAAAGUGGAACAAGAUUUAGCUAUGGGUACGGAUGCUGAAGGUGAACGUAUAAAAGAUCACAUGAGAAAUAUAACUCCAAUUUUGCUAGAUCAAAAUGUAGAUCAUUUAGACAAAUUACGUAUCAUUGCAUUGUAUGUCAUUAGUAAAAAUGGUAUAAACGAAGAAAAUCUUAAUCGUCUAGUUAAUCAUGCUCAAAUAUCUGCAGAUGAUAAACAAACUAUCGUUAACAUAGCGAAUCUUGGCAUUAACGUGGUAGUGGAUGGUAAUCGCAAAAAAUUAUACACAGUUCAACGAAAAGAAAGGAUCACAGAACAAACAUAUCAAAUGAGUCGAUGGACACCAGUAAUAAAAGAUAUUAUGGAAGACUCUAUAGAAGACAAAUUAGAAUCUAAACAUUUCCCUUUCUUAGCUGGACGUGCAGCUAGUUCGGGAUAUCAUGCACCUGCCAGUGUUAGAUAUGGUCACUGGCAUAAAGACAAAGGACAACAAACCAUCAAGAAUGUCCCACGUUUAAUCGUAUUCAUUGUUGGUGGUGUUUGUUUUUCGGAAAUACGAUGCGCUUAUGAAGUAACAAAUGCUUUGAAAAAUUGGGAAGUUAUUAUCGGUUCAUCGCACAUAAUUACGCCGAAAUCAUUUCUAAACGACCUGAGUAAACUUCACGUCUAAACAAUUCCAUAAACGAUAAUGCAAAACACUUUCUGCAUUCCUGACCCGUCGUCACUGUCUAUUUUGACUCUUCAUCAGUACUACCAAACAUGAAUCUGUAACUUGUGAUCUCUUUGAGGACAAAUUAUUAAUUAAAAAAGAAUGAAAGAAAGAAGAAAAAAAAAAUAGAGAAAAAAAAAACAAAGCAAAAAAA